AUGAACCGAAUGUAUGACGAAUUCGCUCAUCUCUGGCCGCUCAUCAGCCAUCACUCCGACUACGAAUUCGAAGCCGAACACUGGCAAGACGCUUUGACCGCCGAACUAGGGCAGGGCAGGUUGCGCAUCCUUGAGCUCGGAGUGGGAGGCGGCAACAACCUGCACCACAUUAUAUACUCCAACUGCGAUGGGCGCCCAUCCCGCGACCUCGCCUGCAAUGGCGAGCACAUGCUGCAAGACCAACCUGCUCAUGAUGCCGUUGUCGUUGACCUGUCCACCAAAAUGCUCGCAAACUGCAAAAUGCUUAAUCCCUCCGUUCGGCAACACAUCGCCGAUAUGCAGACCGUCAGAUUAUACGAAAGAUUCGACGCCAUUCUGAUACACGAUGCUGUCUGCUACCUGAUCAGCGAGGAUGACAUCAGGGCAACCCUUGCCACCGCCCGCGAACACCUCGCUUCCGGCGGCGUCCUCAUCAUGGCGCCUGAUUGGUACAUCGAGAACUAUCCUGGCACCCAAUUGAAUUGUCGCAUCAGGCGCGACAUCACGCCUGAGUUCGCCUCCAUCGAGUAUGACCACGAUCCUGAUCCCAGCGACAGUACCCUUGAGUCGGUGUUCAUCUACAUCAUUAAGAACGAAGACGGCAGCGCAAGAGUCGAAGAGGACCGCCAUAUAACCGGAAUCUUUUCUAUCCGAACUUGGCUCAACCUAAUUGAGCAGGCGGGCUUUCGUGCCAAGCGUCUGCCGGAGGUUAUUGUUAUGGCAAGAGAACGAGGCGACGUAAUCAUCGGAGACGGCAAUAUCAAGUUUGGACUGGAGUACCGCGACCUGCUCAAUGAUCAGGGCGUAUGCCUCCACGCAUUGGGCGAUGUUGAUGGCGAAGAGGUCGAGUUGCUGCGCUUCGACUGCUUCGACCACCAGCCGCACUACCACUACGGACCGGAAAAGCGCAACACCCGCCUUAUGCUCGAUAAGACGACGGAAGGCGACUCGCUCGACUGGACGCUGAAGCAGCUCAACGAGCAUCUGCCUGAAAUGGUGCGCCGCGCGGGAUACGAUGAGCUUGCGGACAGCAUCGACAUGGAUAGCCUGCAGGACGCGCUCGCCGAGACUGAGAGCACUGCGAAGCAAAUGGCUGUGGAUGGUCGCCGCACUGUAACGCAUGACCGUGGCGAUGUCAUCAUCGAGGCGGGACCCGUGCGCUUCGGCAUCGAGUUCCGUGAGCUUAUGAACGACAGGGGAGUGGCGAUACACGUGAUGGGCGAUCUGGGCAGUGACGAAUAUGAGCUGCUCACAUUUGACUGCUUCGAACGCGCGCCGCACUACCACUAUGGCCCGCGAGCCAAGAAUCAGCGUCUUUACCUUGACAUGACCGCCACGCCGGAUCCGCUGAACUGGGCGCUUGGCCUGUUCAAGGGCGGCAAGCUCGCGUCAAUGCUGGAGCGCGCCGGUUACAGCGAUCACGCCGCAAGGCUGAACCCCGCAGUGCUCGCCGAAAAGGUGGCCGAGGUGGAGCAGGUCGCAACAGAGAUGCAGGCAGCCAACGCCAAGUAG
This is a messenger RNA of Geodia barretti, 1551 nucleotides long. Lineage: Eukaryota; Metazoa; Porifera; Demospongiae; Tetractinellida; Geodiidae. The record is from the annotation of a GenBank genome assembly.